Messenger RNA from Anoplopoma fimbria (sablefish), 5674 nucleotides. RefSeq names its product TEA domain family member 1a (gene tead1a). Lineage: Eukaryota; Metazoa; Chordata; Actinopteri; Perciformes; Anoplopomatidae. Gene Ontology annotation, molecular function: DNA-binding transcription factor activity, RNA polymerase II-specific; RNA polymerase II cis-regulatory region sequence-specific DNA binding. The transcript has 12 exons. The record is from RefSeq and is a predicted model, not a curated record. Gene Ontology annotation, biological process: hippo signaling; embryonic organ development; regulation of transcription by RNA polymerase II. Bases 482 to 1768 code for a protein of 428 amino acids. Gene Ontology annotation, cellular component: transcription regulator complex.
UCGCAUCCUUCGGGAGAGUCGCUACGCGUUUCACGUACUUGGCGCUUCCCGGUUCCCUUUUUUCCCCGUCAAACCCGAAGCCGCGAAGGGGACACUCCGGAGUUCGCGUGAAGUGCUUUCCCCCGACGCCGUAGCGACUCAGAGCCGCGGAUAAAGUGUGGGAAUAAAUCCAUAAAGAGGCGUACGAAUCGAGGUCACCCGCUGUCUGGUGUCGGUUUUGGACCAUCUUGCUGAGUUGUCUACAGUCUACCAGCCACUUUUAUUAUUGGAUUACCGUUGGCAAAGCAGCAGAAGCUAGGAUUAGCAUUCAGUUUCCAGUUGUCCUCAGCUGGCUGUCCCCACAGGGAGUUAAUUAUUUCCAUUAGUACAAACGUCAGCUUGAGGUUACCAUUAGCUUUUUAAAAAUCCCGCCAGCGACUUGGCGUCAAACUGUUAGCAUUAGCUCUGAGUGCACGUCUGCGAGGUAACGUUAGCUGCCAGUAUGGAUCGUGGUAGCUGGAGCGGCAGCGAGAGUCCAGGGGACGACAUGGAGAGACUGAGCGACUCGGGAGGGGAUAAGACCAUGGACGGGGACCCCGAGGGGGUCUGGAGCCCCGACAUCGAGCAGAGCUUCCAGGAGGCCCUGGCUAUCUACCCGCCCUGUGGAAGGAGGAAGAUUAUACUGUCGGAUGAAGGGAAGAUGUACGGUCGGAAUGAGCUGAUAGCCAGAUACAUCAAGCUCCGAACAGGCAAGACGCGGACGAGGAAACAGGUAUCCAGUCACAUCCAGGUUUUAGCCAGAAGAAAAUCCAGGGAGUUUCAAUCCAAACUAAAGGACCAUAACGCCAAGGAGAAGGCCCUGCAGAGCAUCUCCUCCAUGUCCUCGGCCCAGAUCGUCUCGGCCACAGCCAUACACAGCAAGCUCCUGCCCGGAAUAGUACGGAGCAGCUUCCCCAGCAACGCACAGCUGUGGCAAGGAAUGAUUCCUGGAGGACAGUCCAGCUCCACCACGGAAGACAUCAAGCCGUUCUCUCAGCAGGCCUACCCGGUGCAGACAGCGGGGACCACCACAAUCUCAGGCUACGAGCCUCCCACUGCAGCCCAAACGCACAGAGAGCCGGCCUGGCAGGGUCGCUCCAUCGGCACCACCAAACUACGACUGGUGGAGUUUUCAUCUUUCCUGGAGACACAGAGGGACCAGGAGGCAUACAACAAGCACCUGUUUGUGAACAUCAGCCAGAGCAGCCUGAGCUACAGCGACCCCAUGCUGGAGUGUGUGGACAUCCGGCAGAUCUAUGACAAGUUCCCCGAGAAGAAGGGCGGCCUCAAGGAGCUGUUCGCCAAGGGCCCGCAAAACGCCUUCUACCUGAUCAAGUUCUGGGCCGACCUGAGUUACAAUGUGCAGGACGACCCGGCGGCCUUCUACGGUGUCAGCAGCCAAUACGAGAGCUCGGAGAACAUGACCAUCACCUGCUCCACCAAGGUCUGCUCCUUCGGCAAGCAGGUGGUCGAAAAGGUGGAGACGGAGUAUGCGCGGUUUGAAAACGGGCGCUUCGUCUACAGAAUCAGUCGCUCUCCGAUGUGUGAAUACAUGAUCAACUUCAUCCACAAGCUCAAGCACCUGCCGGAGAAAUACAUGAUGAACAGUGUGCUGGAGAACUUCACUAUCCUACUGGUUGUCAGCAACAGAGACACUCAGGAGACCUUGCUUUGUAUGGCGUGUGUGUUUGAGGUGUCCAACAGUGAGCACGGAGCUCAGCACCACAUCUAUCGACUCAUCAAGGAAUAACACAAACAAACACACUUGUACACACACACACAAACACACACACAUAUGGCCUUUUUGCUCGACGAUUAACGGUGACAUUGGAGAUAAAAUGUCUAAAAACGGAAUACUACAAACGUGUCUUUCAGCCAAACAACUCCAUUCGGUGAGGAAGAAAACGGCUGCAUUUUCACUGCUUCACACGAAAUGGGGUGGUUUUUAUUUAACAUCAGGUAUGAUGCAGAAUCCUCUUCAACCGGAGAAUUUCCACACAUGAAUCCUAACGCCAAUCUGUAUAUCAGAUGCUCAUUAGCUGUUAAAAGCACAGUGAAACACACCGGAAUCAACCUGGCUGGUUUUCCCCAAAAAACAUCCAGACUCUGAUAUCACCUGGAGAUGUCAUGUCUCCUGUUAAUUUGUUUCUUCCCCUAUUUCUCCCCGUAAAUUUGUAUUUUCCUGUACUGUAGAUGGAAAUGAAAGUGGUACUUCUGUCGCUUUUAUUUGGGAAAGUCAACCCAGGGACGAAAAUUACUUACAAUUGUCUCCUGUGACAAAGGUGUUUGUGUUAUCUGCCGAGAUACUGACGGACACUAAAGGUCAGACCCUGUGUAUCAUCAAUAACCAGAGAUGGAAAUAACACUACUGCGUUAUCAUAUAGUACAGUAUAGAGGAGUUUUGUACAGAUAGCCACUGCAAAUUGUGUGAGCUGCAUUCUUGCACAAAAAAGAGGUUUGUCCCCAAAGAAAAUAAAUCAAAUUUUACCAUUUUGUAUGUUUUCUUUAAAAAAAAAAGAAAAAAGAAUAGGUUCAAAACUUUGGGAAAUUGUUUAUUGAUAAAAGCAUAUAGAAUAUAUUUUAAUUCCAGGAACACUAUCUAAAAUGUAUGUUGAUAAGAAAGUAUAAAUGAAAUUGAAGAAUUCAGGUAGCUCUCUGUGCAACAAAUGAUUCUUCAUCAAGAUUGAAUAAAUUAAUACGUGUGUUGAAGCUAUAAUCCUUAAGAUUUCAGUCCCAGCUUCCUGUCAGUGCUUCACAAUAAAAGCCCUUCCAUGUUUUGUCUGUUGAAAGCUUUUAAUAUGAAGCAGCAGCAGUAGGAAAAGUUAGGUUAGCAUUAGCAGUAACUUAAUACGGCUCUGAUACGGCUGUAGGAGGUUGAACAUAAAAAAAUAGGGCUAAUGUCAAUGAGAUCAAAUUACAAACUUGUGAGAUGGUUUACAUACAUGUGUCCUGUGGGGCAGUUUGAAACCAGCCCAGGAAUGGCGGACUCCACCAAUAACAACAAAAACUACCUUAUCAUAAGGUAAUUGCAGAAGUAAAAUACUAAAUGACAAAAAUGCAGACCCUAAAGAUAAAAAUGAACCUUAACGGUUCAAUUUCAUGAAAAUCUUAAGGAUUAUAACUUUAGAUUUCAAAUGCAUUGUGGUCAGUCUAUUGGGAAGCACUGUGAAUCUUUAAAACUAUUCAACAACAUCAAUCAUUCUGUACACGGGAAGGAAACAUCAAACUGUUAAAACAAACCUAUGAUUUUUCAAAUCAGAUUUUACUCUGCGAAAUUAAACCUUAGCUUAGUUCCAUAUUCUUGCACCAGCUAACUUGAGCUUUAACAUAACAAAACUGACAAAUGUGUUCAAGCCUGAAAUGUGGAUGUUAGCCCCAAACCACAAGCCAUGGCACCUGUUUUUUGUUAUUUUGAGUGGUUGAAGAUGUACUUCCCUUUUAUCGGUCCAAGGAAUUGUUUCUCCCAUUGAGAUGAUAUAUGUCAGAAUUGAAGUCAUUUAUUAAUCAAAAACCAAAAAAACUGUUGAUGAAGUGUACUGUAGCAGGUGAUGAUGAUGUGUGGUUUGUCCGUGUCAUGCUCAGCAGUAUGAGGUGCCUUUGGUUGGGAACAGCAGUAGACUUUUUAAAAUUUGUUUCAUGAAAGUCCUGAUAAUUUGGUGUUUGUAAAUGGUUUAUAGAAAGGCAUAAAUGCGUAAUUACGUAUCACAUGCUCCAUCUUUCAGUGUCUGAGGGCUAAUAAUCCAAAUUCCUCAUUUAAUGGCUGUUCCUUGUUGUAAAUUGUAGACAGACAGCAGUGAACCAUCCAAAAGAACCCUCACUGUUCUGAUUUCCCACAGGAUGUUAAGGGACACAUUCUUGUUCACUCCAUUUAAUGGCUGCAUUUACAUGUAUUUGCAUUUUUGGUACUACAUGUAAGUGUGACCGAUCGAUGUCGAAACCGCUAGCACACUAGGUAUUGUCUGGUGCCUCAUUCAUAAAAAUACAACCCAGACUUGUUACAACUAGAGAAGACAAAUUCUAUUUUGUGUAUCUUCACAUCGCUGAUGAAAAAUAAUUGAAAAGGAUCUGAAGAACAAUGGGGCGACUGUAUUCAACAAUGGAGAAUAGGGUAUGCUGAUUAACACAGUGUGAACACAGCAUUGUGUUUUCAUGUAACAACAGCUAUAUGGAUAUGCAUGCUAUGUGGUGUCAAGAAUAAACGGUAAUUUAGUUUCUGUUUGGGGCAACUUUUACCAUUUUACCAAACCUUAUAUGAGACAUCUUUAGUCAGAACUGGAAAGUUGUUGAGUAUUUGCUCAUAACGAUUAGUCAUAUCUGAGUCAGAUCUGACUGUUAUGCAACAACCAUCUGUGCUGAAAAAUGUUAAGAGUUGCCAUUGUCCAAAACCACUUUAUUUUGACUAUUUGUUUGAAGACUACUGUGGGUGUCUCUCAGGAUUACAGACACCUGUCCAACAAAAAAACGCUCUCCUUUCAACACACUGGUGAAUCAUUCUGUCAGGAAAACCCCUUUCAAAAUUCCCCUUCCUUCAACUUUCCCAGAGUUUUGUCUCUACAGUGAUCGGUUGUUUGCAGGCAGACUACUAGACCUUCACAGCACAGUACUAACAUGUAACAUGUACAUGAUGACCUAACACACAGCCUUAAAGGGGCUGAUUCUGCAAUAAUGACCCUCUGUCUGGACAUUAUCUACCACCUGUUUACCAAAGACAGUCAUCAUGUGACACAAAAAGGAAAAUGGAUUUAUUACAAGCUAGAGUAAAUUACAAGCUUCUGCCAAAAAGGACUAUCAACCUCCAAACAUCUGUAGCUCAUGGGCUACACUGUAAAACUGUACAGAUGUAAGUAAAACAUACAAGACAAUAAACAAAAACUAAUGUAAGUAAGGUUACAGAACCUUUUUGUGUUUUUUAACCUCGUUUAGAAAAUUGUGCAUUAACAUGUUUUGGUUUUUAAAGACAUUCUUUUAAUUUGGCCAUUUUAAAUAUAGACACCUUACCGUAUUGGUUGGCAGGCUGAAGAAGCCGUAUAACAAUACCACAGAAAACCCCAAAUGUCUGUUAAACUUAACAAUAACUCAAUUUUAGGGCUUUUCUGUUAAAUCUCCACUCAUUAUAUCAAAUAGAGACUGCUCACACUCAUAGAGUCACACAAAACACAAUGUAUACGUGUUGCCUCAAGGUUAUUCAAAAGGUUUCAAAGUUCAGUGAACUGCUGAGUUUCCAAGUCAUCGUCGUCCGUCUUGUUAAUGUUGUCUCGUAUGUGCAAGGUGGAUAUUUAACUUCUUUUCUGAACCACAUGUGGCACAAAAAUCCUGUCUGUAAUCUAUUCCGAAAUGGCCUUGAAUCUUUGUGCCCUGGUGCAUUUGCAGCAGAUUUGUAUCUGCACUGAGGGUUUUUGAUAAGGUGCUUUAUAUAAAGGUGACAAUACCGUUUAUUACAGAUGUUGUGUAUAUCUUUGAUAUUCUAAUGUUUAUCCUAUUUUGCGAAGAAGAGAGAACAUUUAGGAAAAUCUAAAAAGCUAGUUAUGGUUGUCUAUUGGUACUGCACAGGGUCUGAUCUUUGCUUUGUAACUUUUUUUCCCCUCAUGGCUAAAAGUAUGUUAGAUAUUUUCUAGCUUUGUAGAGACUUUGUACGCAUAUGCUAUUCAGUUUAAAU